Schistocerca piceifrons (Central American locust) is the source of this 423-nucleotide messenger RNA. RefSeq lists its product as uncharacterized. The transcript is spliced from 2 exons. The record is from RefSeq and is a predicted model, not a curated record. The coding region runs from base 1 to 423 and encodes 140 amino acids. NCBI's taxonomy places the organism in Eukaryota, Metazoa, Arthropoda, Insecta, Orthoptera, Acrididae.
AUGCAUGUAAAAAUUACAAUCGGAGGAGACGUCAUCACAGUUCUAAAUGUGUAUGCACCUCAGACAGGGUGUUCGGAGGAAGAGAAGGACGAAUUUUGGAAAAACCUAGAUGGAGUAACAAUGGAAAUACCAGACAAUGAAAGGGUGAUAAUUGGGCGAGAUUUAAAUGGACAUGUUGGAAGACAGGAGGAAAGAGAAGUCUACAAGACUGCAAAAAAGAUGGCAAAAAGAGCUGAGGCAAUGGAAGAGGCGUACGAAGAGCUGGAAAGAAGACAGGACGGCAGGCAACUCCUACGGAUUGCUAGAGCAACAGAUAAGACGACCAAGGACAUAACAUCAAUGAGGCAGAUAAAGGAUGAAUUAGGUGUAGCAUUACACGACCUUGAGAAGAUCCUCAGUAGGUGGUGGGAGUACUUUGAAUGA